Thalassophryne amazonica is the source of this 1716-nucleotide messenger RNA. RefSeq names its product multidrug and toxin extrusion protein 1-like. Gene Ontology annotation, biological process: xenobiotic detoxification by transmembrane export across the plasma membrane. The record is from RefSeq and is a predicted model, not a curated record. Gene Ontology annotation, molecular function: xenobiotic transmembrane transporter activity; antiporter activity. Gene Ontology annotation, cellular component: membrane. The transcript is spliced from 16 exons. NCBI's taxonomy places the organism in Eukaryota, Metazoa, Chordata, Actinopteri, Batrachoidiformes, Batrachoididae. The coding region runs from base 1 to 1716 and encodes 571 amino acids.
AUGGAAGAAGAGUCGGGAGCAGGUGAAGCAGCUUGUGACAGUCGGGGAUCCAGUGACGGCUGCAGCAAAUACCUGAAGACCAUUCAGAACUUUAUACCUGUGAAGUACUGGAACGAGUUCAUGGAACUUGUCAAACUAGCAGGUCCAGUGGUUCUCUCACAGUUGACAAUCUUCUCGAUCAGUGUCAUCAGCACAGUGUUCUGUGGUCAUUUGGGAAAAACUGAACUUGCCGGAGUAUCACUGGCAAUUUCGAUAUUUAAUAUCACUGGUGUUUCCAUUGGCACUGGUUUGGCACAAACAUUUGAUACCUUCAUCAGUCAGACGUAUGGCAGCGGUAACUUGAGCGUUGUGGGGGUGAUUCUGCAGAGAGGGAUCCUGAUUCUGCUGCUGGCCUGUUUUCCCUGUGGGCUCUUAUCACUCAACACUGAGCCCAUUCUUCUUGCUGUCAAACAGAUUCCAGAAGUAGCCCGUGUCGCCCAGCUGUAUGUGGAGAUCAUCAUGCCUGCUCUGCCUGCUGCAUUUAUGUUCCACCUACAAGUGCGGUAUCUUCAAAACCAGGGGAUUGUAUGGCCUCAGGUUAUAACUGGAGCAGCAGCAAAUGUGGUUAACAUCAUCAUCAAUGCCGUCCUUCUUUAUUAUCUGCAGUUAGGAGUGGUUGGGUCUGCAGCAGCCAAUACGAUCGCACAGUAUAGUCUGUUGGGGCUCUUAUACACGUACAUCUGGUGGAAGCAGCUGUUAAAAUCUACAUGGGGAGGUUGGUCACUGGACUGUCUGCAGGAGUGGGGUUUCUUCAUUAAACUGGCUGUUCCCAGCAUGCUUAUGCUUUGUCUGGAGUGGUGGAUAUUUGAGUUGGGAGGAUUCCUGUCCGGUUUGAUUAGUGAAGCUGAAGUGGGAGCACAGUCCAUAUCAUGCCAGAUAUCCUUCAUAAUCUAUAUGAUUCCAUUUGGGUUCUCUGCUGCUGCCAGUGUACGUGUUGGGAGUGCACUUGGUGCGGGAAACAUAGAGCAGGCCAGACUGUCUUCCAAAGUCCCCAUCAUCUGUACAUUGAUAAUUGCAUGUGUCAUUGGAGUGAUUCUGAUCAUCACAAGAAAUGUCAUUGGAUAUAUUUUCACAUCAGCAGAAGACAUCGUCCAGAGGGUUGGUGAGGUGAUAUUUAUAUAUGGCUUCAUGCAUUUUACUGACACUGCUGCGGGAGUGGCUGGAGGUGUUGUCAGAGGAGUCGGGAAACAGCUGAUUGGUGCUGCGUGUAGCCUGGUGGGAUAUUACGUCAUCGGCUUCCCCGUUGGCGUGUCACUGAUGUUUGCAGCUCAUAUGGGUAUUGUAGGUCUGUGGACUGGACUGACCAUUUCUGUUACUCUGCAAGCAAUUUUUUAUAUUGUGUUUUUUUGCAAGCUGAAUUGGGAGAAAGCUGCUGAAGAGGCUGUUUUAAGAGCCGGAAUCAAAACCUCACAAAGAAAACAAGUGGACCAGAUGGAAAAUCCAGACUCAAAUCCAGGCCCAGAUCUGGUCAUGAAUCCUCAUGUGAGAGUUGAGGAAAACAGCACACAGCACGAGUUGCAAGGUCCAGUCCAGAAUGAAUCCAUGACCAUGACUGUGGGAGAGGUUCUGCCACUGAAACAACUUCUUCUACGCCGUUCCUUGACUGUCCUGAUUAUGAUCCUCAUCCUCGUUGCUGGAAUCAUCAUCAAAAACGUCCUCAUGAAGCUGUUUAAAUAA